Messenger RNA from Iphiclides podalirius (scarce swallowtail), 2076 nucleotides. NCBI's taxonomy places the organism in Eukaryota, Metazoa, Arthropoda, Insecta, Lepidoptera, Papilionidae. The record is from the annotation of a GenBank genome assembly.
AUGGAAGAUUUUGACGUGUUUACAAAUGAAAUAGAGUUCACUAAGCCAUUCUAUAAAAAUGUACUAAAUAAGUACGUAAAAGACAUACCAUCGACUCCAAGUGGACCAAACUAUCAAAGUGGCCGAAAACUUUUUGCUGAAGAAUGCUUGGCAGAUAACAAAGAGGCAGAUUGUGCUUUUUAUUUAAGUGAAUCAGUAUCUGCAACAUUAAGAACCUUGGCUGUUUAUAGAGAUGAGCAAUUGAGGGUUCCAACUGACAAAGCUCAAAAAAUUGCUCACUACUUAAAACCAAAUGAUGAUAUAAUUAAACCUAAGCCUAAGUCGAAAGCAGAAGAAGACAUCCUCAAAUUCAUUUCAAAAGAGGCUGAUCGGACUGCAGAAAUUCUCAGGAAUUUUAAAUUGGAUGAAGUUGAACUACCAUUUUAUAAACGGUACAUGAGAUUUACAUCUGAAAACAACACUCAAAACUUUUUAAAAAUACUCAAGGAACUUCCGAAAGAAUGGACUAUUGUACAGUUAACUGCACCAUAUAAUCCUAAUGAGAAUUUGAAGCCACUUAAUGAGUACAGAUGUGAAAUAGACUCCAUUUAUUUGAGCGUUUUUACUAAUGAGUAUUUUGACUUUAACAACAUUGGGCCUCUCACAAUUGAAAUUCCGGCUAACAUCAUAAAAGAAGGAGAAAAGCCUCUCUUCACAGAAUUAUACUCUUUACUUGAUGACAAUUAUAAAACAAUUGACAAUGCUCAAUUUCUCAAUAACAAGCGUCUGGUGCAGAAUUAUUGGAGUAGGAGAGAAGAUAUUGACUUGAGGAUGAAGAGUGUCAUCAAUAUAAUGGACAAAGAAUGGAUAGGUGGAUGGAGCUGCCUUUUGUCCGGCAAGCUGCUGGACAAAACACUCCGAGACAAAGUAAUAAAUUUAGUGGAUGCAACUAUAUCAGACUGGGGCUUUAUCAAACUCACAAACAAACAAAGGAACCUCCUUUAUAACCUGAUAGACAGCUGCCAAUCCUUCACGUCACAACAAAUCAAAUCGUGCAUAAGAAGAAUUCUCACCGAACAUGGCAACCCAGAGGAAAUAAGGACCGUCCUGAACACAAAUGAGUGUACAACUUGCGCCAAACAGUUCAGAUUCCUCAACGAGUUAUGCUUGAAGUGUUUGUCAAAGUCCUUCGAGGCUAUUCACCAUUUUAGUUUGGUGGAAGGAAUUAAAGCUUUCUCUCAGGUUGCCAAUCAGGUGAAGGAAAACGACGAUUGGGCAACACUGAGAAAGGCCAAGAGGUUGCCGGUCAUACUAAUAGUUGACGAGAUGCUGGACACCUUUCCGUGGGAGAUGCUGCCGAUAUUCCACCAUCAGCCAGUGUCGAGGAUGGAGAACAUACACUUCACUUACGCCCUGUACAAGAUACACGAGAAGGAUUUCGUCGAUGGCUACAUAGCGUCAAAGACGGACGUCGGCAGAUAUAUCAUUAAUCCAGAAAAGAACCUGGAGCGAAUGGAGAAGCGGAUGACGUCGUUCGUGCAGUACUGGUGCCCCGAGUGGGAGGGGAGCGUCGGAGAGACUCCACCGGAGGACUUCCUCCGCUACCUCACCGAGUCUGACGUGUUCCUGUACUGCGGGCACGGCGACGGCUGCCAGCUGGCGGGCGGCGCGGGCGGCGCGGGCGUGGAGGCGGCGGCGGUGCGCGGCGCCGCGCUGCUCUCGGGCUGCGGCUCGGUGCGGCUGCAGCGGCCGCCCGGCCGCGCGCCGCCCGCCGCCGCCCACCACCACCUGCACGUGGCGGGCAGUCCAAUGGUGGUGGGCAUGCUGUGGGAGGUGACAGACUUGGAGGUGGACAAGGUGGUGAGCACAUUGGUCUCGCUGUACGUGCCCUCGAAGGCCAGUGUGCCUUGGCAGGCUGUUGGCAAGGCGGCCUGGAGCCAGGGCAAGCUAGAGGCGGCGGCGGAUCGGGCGGGCGGGGCACGAGCGGCGAGCGAGCGGGACCUGCUUCGCGCCAUCUCGCUCGCACGCGCCGCCACCGGCUUCGCCUUGAUCGCGAGCAGCGUGGUGGCGCGGGGGCUGCCCGUGCGGGUGGCCGAG